Messenger RNA from Panicum virgatum (switchgrass), 1443 nucleotides. Its product is annotated as stromal cell-derived factor 2-like protein. Bases 16 to 1110 code for a protein of 364 amino acids. The transcript is spliced from 6 exons. NCBI's taxonomy places the organism in Eukaryota, Viridiplantae, Streptophyta, Magnoliopsida, Poales, Poaceae. The record is from RefSeq and is a predicted model, not a curated record.
CAUGUUAGACCCCACAUGUCAUUACCUCUGUGUGGUUCACUCGCGUCGCUCGUGGUCGUGGCCGGAGUAUUCCUCCCCACUCGAACCUUUCAAACUCGGAGCGUUGUUCGCCUUCCCCUCGCGAGUCGCGAGCUCAAAGCGGUCAAGACUCAAGAGGCGUUAAAGCAGAGAGCUUCGAAGCGAACCUUCCAGAAGAGCCCCCCGCCGCAGCCUCCUCGAGGCCACGACCCCGACGCGGUGGCGCCGUCCACGCCCCAGCCACCCCAGGGUCUCUCCCGCCGCCGCACCGCCUCCGCCGACCACCAGCCGAGUCCGUCGGGGGCCGCGACCGCCAGCCUCGCCGCUGCCCUCGCGCGCGAGCGUAUCUGGCGCCGCGGCGAGGGGAACGCGGGCCCUGAGGAGCGGGAGGCCCUGCCCUUCUGGCAGAGGACCUGGUUCCUCGCGCUGCUGCUGGCGAUGGCCGCCGCGUCGUUCGCGCUCGCUAUCCUGCUGUACCUCGGCCUCGACCUCCACGAGGCCGCGCCGGCGCAGUCCUACGCUGCCGACCCGGAUACCGUCGUUGAGAUUACAUACGGGUCAGUGAUCAAGUUGAUGCAUGAGAGGACCAAGUUUCGGCUGCAUUCUCACGACGUGCCUUAUGGAUCUGGCAGCGGCCAGCAGUCGGUCACCAGCUUCCCCAACGUCGACGACGCCAAUAGCUACUGGAUUGUGAGACCUCAGCCAAAUUCUUCAGCAAAACAAGGUGAUCCCAUUACACAUGGAACUAUAAUAAGGCUUCAACACAUGAGAACUCGAAAGUGGUUACACAGCCACCUUCAUGCUUCCCCCAUAACCGGAAAUUUGGAGGUUAGCUGCUUUGGUGGAGAGAAUGAAUCAGAUACUGGAGACUACUGGAGGCUCGAGAUUGAGGGCAGCGGGAAAACGUGGCGGCAAGACCAGAGAAUUCGGUUAAGACAUGUUGAUACUGGUGGUUAUUUGCACAGCCAUGACAGGAAGUACACACGAAUUGCCGGUGGGCAGCAAGAGGUAUGUGGAGUUGGUGACAAGCGCCCAGACAACCUCUGGCUUGCAGCUGAGGGGGUCUAUCUCCCGGUUAUCCUGCGCAAGUAGCUCUACCGCUAGAUGACAAGUGCCAUUGUUAAAAUAAACUUUUAUGGUGCUUAGGCUGAUUCAAUGCACAGAGUUGUAAUUGUAAUUGUUCUAACAUUUUACUGUAGUCUACUUGUGCUUACUGUGUUCAGAGCAAAAUGCAGUGCAUCUGUUCUGCUCAUCCGUAUAAAGACUGACUCGGCUUCAGUCCCAAUAUAUAAGUUCUACCUGGCAAUAUUUGGCUGCUGAUCUGAUCAUCUUAGGCAUGAUUGGAAAACGUAGUACAAAUCUAUGUGAAGCCUGUUUGGCCGGGUGUCGUACAUAAAGCAAAGUUUUGAUCUAUUCUGGUCUGAA